Rubroshorea leprosula is the source of this 1020-nucleotide messenger RNA. The record is from the annotation of a GenBank genome assembly. Lineage: Eukaryota; Viridiplantae; Streptophyta; Magnoliopsida; Malvales; Dipterocarpaceae.
CGCUUUUCAUGACCAAAGACCAAGUCGUCUUCUCCAUUCCAAAAUCACCAUUCAAUUUUUUAGCGCUUCUGAGAGAGUGUCUCCGUCGCGUUUUUCUCCCAACACAAACAUGGCUAGAUUUCGUAACGUAUAAAAGAAAAAAAUCCCUCCAUGGAUUCUUCACCAACUGUUAUCAUAUUAGAAUUUUAACUAAAUGAGCCAAGAACAACCGCCGAGGCCAGAGGAGCAAGAGCCCAUCAAACAUGGCAACAUUUUCGAUGUCCAAGGUGAGCUCGCCCACAAGGCAGUGUCGCCGAGGGAUGUGUCGAUGAAGCAGCCGCUCGAGAACGCCUUUCUUGGCCAAACUCAGAAGGGAGGUGCGGCAGCAGUGAUGCAAUCUGCGGCAACGCGAAACGAGAGACUCACACAACAAUCUAAUAGCCCCAAAAAGACGAAGGAAGCUCUUGUUGGGCAGGGGCAAAAUAACCAAGCGGCUUCUCCACCAUCCGGCAAUCAACAUGGCGGUAAUUUAACAAAUCCAAUCACUAUUGGGGAAGCACUUGAAGCCACUGCUCUCACGGCUGGAAAUAAACCGGUAGAAUGGAGUGAUGCUGCCGCGAUUCAAGCUGCGGAAGUCAGAGCCACUGGACGGACCUCUAUUAUGCCUGGUGGCGUCGCAGCCAGUGCACAGUCGGCUGCCACCCUCAACGCAAGGAUAACUCGGAACGAGGAAAAGAGAAAGUUGGCUGAUAUUCUUUCGAAUGCAACUGCAAAGUUACCGGCGGACAAGCCGGUGACGAGGAAAGAUGCAGAAGGGGUAACUGGGGCGGAAAUGAGAAAUGACCCAAACCUUACUACGCAUCCUGCAGGCGUGGCGGCGUCUGUGGCUGCAGCUGCUAGGCUCAACCGGAUUAAAUGAGACUUGAAACAGGCCUGUUUUCUGUUUGAGCACAAAUUGCCAUGGAUAAAUGUACGUCAUGGGUAGUCCUUAUCUUAUAAGUAUAGUUCAAAUUAUGUAUCUAAUAAAUAAAUAAUGGGGUU